Striga hermonthica is the source of this 564-nucleotide messenger RNA. The record is from the annotation of a GenBank genome assembly. NCBI's taxonomy places the organism in Eukaryota, Viridiplantae, Streptophyta, Magnoliopsida, Lamiales, Orobanchaceae.
AUGACGAACUACGGCACCAUCCCGACGUCCUCCUCCCCCUCCGGCGCUCCGGUCGACCUCGAAUAUAUCUCCCGCGCCAAGGAGCGCAUCAAGGCCGGCCUCGGCACCCGCCGCCCCUGGCGAGAGAUGCUCCGCGGACUCGGACUCCCGAGAUCCACCCGCGAGGCGGUGGCGCGCGUGCGGGAGAACCUCGCCUACUUCCGGGUGAACUACGCCAUCGUCAUCCUCGGCGUCCUGUUCCUCAGCCUCCUCUGGCACCCGAUCUCGCUCAUCGUCUUCGUCGCGAUCAUGGCGGUGUGGCUGUUCCUGUACUUUCUCCGGGACGAGCCGCUGGUCGUCUUCGGCCGCCUGGUCACGGAUCGGGUGGUCCUGGUCUUUCUCGCCGUGGUGACGAUCUUCGUCCUCUUGCUGACGCAUGCCACCGCCAACAUCCUGGGUUCGCUGCUCGUCGGGGUCGUACUGGUGCUGGUCCACGCCGCCGUGAGGAGGACCGACGAUUUGCUCACCGACGAGGAAGCUGCCGGGGGUUUGCUCAGGUCCGCCGGCGGUCCUCCUUCAUCUUGA